Molecule: messenger RNA, 1447 nt
Organism: Ictidomys tridecemlineatus (thirteen-lined ground squirrel)
Lineage: Eukaryota; Metazoa; Chordata; Mammalia; Rodentia; Sciuridae
Gene: Calb2
Product: calbindin 2
Biological process (GO): regulation of presynaptic cytosolic calcium ion concentration; regulation of long-term synaptic potentiation
Cellular component (GO): terminal bouton; synapse; dendrite
Molecular function (GO): calcium ion binding
Source: RefSeq, a predicted model, not a curated record
GCGCGCAGCACCAGCGCGAGUGCCCGAGCCCAGCCGCGCAGAGCCACAGCGCUGUGCUGCCUGAGGUCUCCGCGAGCGGCUCGCCAUGGCUAGCCCGCAGCAGCAGCCCCCUUACCUGCACCUGGCGGAGCUGACAGCGUCCCAGUUCCUGGAAAUCUGGAAGCACUUUGACGCAGACGGAAAUGGAUAUAUUGAAGGUAAAGAGCUAGAAAACUUUUUCCAAGAGUUGGAGAAGGCCAGAAAAGGCUCUGGCAUGAUGUCAAAGAGUGACAACUUUGGGGAGAAGAUGAAGGAGUUUAUGCAGAAAUAUGACAAGAACUCGGAUGGGAAAAUCGAGAUGGCAGAGCUGGCGCAGAUCCUGCCAACCGAAGAGAAUUUCCUCCUGUGCUUCAGACAGCACGUGGGCUCCAGCGCUGAGUUUAUGGAGGCCUGGCGGAAGUACGACACCGACAGAAGUGGCUACAUCGAAGCCAAUGAGCUCAAGGGAUUCCUGUCGGACCUGCUGAAGAAGGCCAACCGGCCGUAUGAUGAACCCAAGCUCCAGGAAUACACCCAAACCAUACUACGGAUGUUUGACUUGAAUGGGGAUGGCAAACUGGGCCUCUCGGAGAUGUCCCGACUCUUGCCUGUCCAGGAAAACUUUCUGCUUAAAUUUCAGGGCAUGAAGCUGACCUCAGAGGAGUUCAAUGCCAUCUUCACAUUCUAUGACAAGGAUGGAAGUGGCUACAUUGAUGAGAACGAGCUGGACGCCCUUUUGAAGGAUCUGUAUGAGAAGAACAAGAAGGAAAUGAACAUCCAGCAACUCACUAACUACAGAAAGAGCGUCAUGUCCUUGGCCGAGGCGGGGAAGCUCUACCGAAAGGACCUGGAGAUCGUGCUCUGCAGCGAGCCCCCCGUGUAAAGGGGAGGCGGAGGCUGAUUCCCCACCUCCGGCAAACCCUGCCCCUGCUGUCCUGAUCCUUCUCCCCAGACCCAGAGAUUGUGAGCGCCCCUCCCCCACCCCUGCCACCUGCACACCACCAGCCUGCACAGCAGGACAGGAGAGAUGGAGGCCGGGCGGCCAGGGGCCUCUUUGAGCCCGGCCAGGCACAGAGCGCUGCCCGCGCGGAUCGCCAACUGCGUGGAAGGUGGGUGGGGGCCGGGGUGGACCUUCCCUCCUCCUCUCUGCUGUGAUGCAUGAGCUCCUUCGCUGUACGAUUUAGGCUUCUCGGUCCAACGGAGCGCGCGCCCCUCCCCCUCUCGCUGCCCCGCCUUUCCCUGGGCCACGCCCACCCCGGCCCCGGCUCCGCCCACCGCCUCGGUACCGGUGUCGCCGUCUCCCGGAGCUCCCGUUGCGGAGGGCCUCUGCCCUCUCCUCGCCUCCUGUACGUGCGUGCUCCCUUUCUCUUGGGUUUCCUGUCUUCUGUUUACCAAAGAGGAGUUUACAGACAAUAAAGUGGAAACAUUC